Molecule: messenger RNA, 3348 nt
Organism: Triplophysa dalaica
Lineage: Eukaryota; Metazoa; Chordata; Actinopteri; Cypriniformes; Nemacheilidae
Product: ribonuclease inhibitor-like
Exons: 17
Coding region: 1-2493 (830 amino acids)
Molecular function (GO): protein binding
Source: RefSeq, a predicted model, not a curated record
AUGGUUGUGUCCGAGUGCAGUAUUGGAGAAGAAGGUUAUAAAUGUUUAUGUUCAGCUGUGAGAUCAAACCCUGAAUCACAUCUGAUAGAGCUGGAUCUCAGAGGAAAUGAUCCUGGAGAAACAGGAGUCAAACUCAUCUUUCAGUUAAUACAAGAUCACAAGUGUAAACUCAACACUGUCAGGUUCUUGAGCAGCUCUUCUGCAGUGAAAGCCUUUGAGUAUCUGACAGAAACUCUUGGUAUAAAUCCUUUACUCCAGAGAGAAGUGAAUCUGAGUGAUCAUAAACUAGACGAGUCAAGAGUGAAUCAGAUCUGUGAUCUACUGAAGGACAAACACUGUCACAUCAACACACUCAUACUGAGAGAUUGUGGUCUAACAGAAGAAAGUUGUUCAGCUUUAGCUUCAGUUUUAUCAUCAAACAUCAGUGUGAAAGAGCUCGACAUGAGCAACAAUCAUCUACAGGAUUCAGGAGUGAAGAAACUUCAGACGGGAUUAGAAAAUAUUCACUGUCAGCUCCAGAAACUCAGUGUGUCCGAGUGCAGUAUUGGAGAAGAAGGUUAUAAAUGUUUAUAUUCAGCUGUGAGAUCAAACCCUGAAUCACAUCUGAUAGAGCUGGAUCUCAGAGGAAAUGAUCCUGGAGAAACAGGAGUCAAACUCAUCUAUCAGUUAAUACAAGAUCACAAGUGUAAACUCAACACUGUCAGAUUAUUGAGCAGUUCUUCUGCAGUGAAAGCCUUUGAGUAUCUGACAGAAACUUUUGGUAUAAAUCCUUUACUCCAGAGAGAAGUGAAUCUGAGUGAUCAUAAACUAGACGAGUCAAGAGUGAAUCAGAUCUGUGAUCUACUGAAGGACAAACACUGUCACAUCAACACACUCAUUCUGUCCGAGUGCAGUAUUGGAGAAGAAGGUUAUAAAUGUUUAUAUUCAGCUGUGAGAUCAAACCCUGAAUCACAUCUGAUAGAACUGGAUCUCAGAGGAAAUGAUCCUGGAGAAACAGGAGUCAAACUCAUCUAUCAGUUAAUACAAGAUCACAAGUGUAAACUCAACACUGUCAGACUGAGAGAUUGUGGUCUAACAGAAGAAAGUUGUUCAGCUUUAGCUUCAGUUUUAUCAUCAAACAUCAGUGUGAAAGAGCUCGACAUGAGCAACAAUCAUCUACAGGAUUCAGGAGUGAAGCGUCUCUCUGAUGGACUGAAGAACAACUGUAAACUACACAAACUCAGUGUGUCCGAGUGCAGUAUUGGAGAAGAAGGUUAUAAAUGUUUAUAUUCAGCUGUGAGAUCAAACCCUGAAUCACAUCUGAUAGAGCUGGAUCUCAGAGGAAAUGAUCCUGGAGAAACAGGAGUCAAACUCAUCUAUCAGUUACUACAAAAUUCAAAAUAUGCGCUCGAGACUGUCAGGUUCUUGAAAAGCGAUGUUGCAUUGAGAGCCUUUGAGUAUCUGCACAUAGAUUUUGGUGUAAAUUCUUCACUCCAGAGAGAAGUGAAUCUGAGUCAUAACAUACGAAUAAACAUCUCAACUGUGAAACAGAUCUUUUAUCUACUGGAGGAUAAACCCUCUAAACUCAACAAACUCAUGUUGGAUCAGUGUGGUUUGACAGAUGAAUGUCUGCGUUCAAACCCUUCACGUCUGAGACACUUGAACCUGAGUGGAAAUAAACUAGGAGAUUCUGGAGUUGGUUUUCUCUGUUUUUUACUGGGAAACUGCCCUUUCAAGCCAGGAACAAUAGAGUUGUGUGGAUGCAGUAUUACAGAGUCACAGUGUAUUAGACUGAUUUCAGCUCUGUGUUUAAAUCUAACACGACUGAAACACCUGAACUUCAGUCAGAACAAACUAGGAGACUCAGGAAUAAAGAGCUUGUGUGAUCUACUGAAACAUUCAGACUGCAAACUCGAUCAACUUGAGUUAAGAGCGUGUGGUUUGACAGAUGAAGGUCUUGUUGCUCUGACUUCAGCUCUGAAUUCAAACCCGUCACACUUGAGAAAACUGGAUCUGAGUGUAAAUCCACUAAGAGACUCAGGAGUUGAACAUCUCUGUGCUCUUCUGAGUAAUUCACAAUUCAGUCUGGAAACACUCGAUCUGUGUGAAUGCAGUAUUACAAAGACACAGCUUGACAAGAUGAUUUCAGCUCUGUGUUCAAACCCAUCACAUCUUGGAGAACUGAACCUCAGUGGAAAUGAAAUAAAGGACACCGGAGUGAAGCUCUUGUGUCGACUACUUGAACAUUCACGAUGUAAACUGGAGAAACUGAGCCUAAAUAAGUGUAAUAUUACAUAUGUUACAUCUUUAGCUGAUACUUUGGCUCAGACACGAGCAUUAAGGUUCUUGAGGGAUCUUGAUCUGAGUCACAAUAAUAUAAAGGAUCUGAAGAAGCUUCAUGAAGUGUUAAAGGGCUCAGGCUGUAAACUGAGUUUAGAGAAUCAAGGUUCUUUCACAGCUCUGUUUAAAUUUCCGGUAGCCUGGACAGGGGGAGACAAGUCAUCAGAUGAUUAAGAUUGGGAUAUUUUACCUCAAAAUGUUAACCCAAAGGAGCAAACUGAAGCUGGUCGGAGCACACAUGAAGGGAUAGAAGUUUAAUUAUUAUACACUGUCUUGACAAACUCAAAGAAAGUUCCUAAACCUGCUCGAAUGAAAAUGUGAUGGAUGUAUUAUGUAAGGGAUAAUGUACAGGCAGCAGGUUGUUAUGGCAGAUAUAUGCCCCGACCUGUGAUAAGGGGUGAAGUGGAGGGUCUUGUAUCACACUGAAGGGGAUUAUUUCACGAUAACAGCCGGCUGCUUGAAUAUUUACAAGGGUGCAUGACAUAAAAUGUGAAUCUGCAUUAUUUUAUCUGCUCAUUUUUACCAAAUGCUGACCUUUCGUGAGAAUAAGCUGAUUACUUUCAUUUCUAUGGUGAGAAACGACGUUCAAAUGUCACGAACAGACAAUUUGGUGGAAUCAUUGGUAAAUAUAAUGUUGAGCAUGUUAUUUAAAGACAUAUUUGUAUAUUAUGUAAAAAAAAAUGUCAAAAUGAUUUGCUGCAUCCAGGUUACCUUGUGUUAUUAUUUUUGAGCAGUUGCUAUCUGGGAAUAACAAACCUGUGAAUGUCUUGACUGUCCAAUCAGAAUCAAGCAUUCCAACGAGCUAUUGUCAUCUCUGACGAACAGCUAGUAAACUCAUUUGUGUAUAUAGUCUGAUCAUGUUUUCAGUGAAGACACCACAAGACACUUUCAUCAACAUUCUGACAUUAUUCCUGAACACUUCACUCAUUAAUUUGUUUGUUAUGCUGAUGAAAAUGUAUUAUCACUGAUGUUAUCAAGUAUUUAACUUGCCAGAUAAUGUUUUAUGUACUUGAAUAAAAAGUCUCAUGU